UUGAAUCGACGACUUAAUAAAUUCAAGCACUAUCACCUCAUCUUCAACGAAACCCGUUAAUGGCGAUCUCUCUCCCUCACUCUGGUUCUGUACCUGAGAUCAGUCAAAGACGGUUCAAUUUUUCUUCUUCAACAUAUCUCACAAGUCGAAAAAACCGUAGACCAGGCAAAACCCCAAUUUUCAACUCUCUUUAUUUCUCUAAAAUCUCCACCGAUCUCAUCGACCAACAAUGAAUUCAACCUUCCAGGCCGCGCUUGCCGCCACUGCGAGCUUCUUCCUGGUAACCCUUUUCUUCGCCAUAGUCAUUGCAAUCUGCAAAGCAACCAAGAGAUCAGACCCUCGAACCCGAGAUCGGGCCGUACCAAAUGUCAAUCAACCUCUGUCCUCUAUCGCCAUCGACGAGAGCGCAUCGUUCGAUCCUUACCUGAGUCGAAUUUCCAUGAAUGAACUCGUCAUCGCCACUCGAAAUUUCGCCAGCGAUGGUAUUAUCGGGGACGGAAGCUUCGGGCUCGUCUACAAGGCUCGCCUAUCAGACAACGUCACCGUCGCCGUUAAGAAGCUCUCCAAGGACGCCUUUCAGGGGUUUCGCGAGUUCCGGGCGGAGAUGGAAACUCUGGGUAAGAUUCGCCACCCAAACCUCGUCAAAAUCCUCGGAUACUGCGUUGCCGGCGAUGAUCGGAUAUUAAUCUACGAGUUCAUCGAGAAGGGUUGUCUCGACCAGUGGCUACACGAUACAUCGUCAUCACAAGAAGCGGGGCCAUGGUCUUCGUCCGUGGUACGCGCGCCUCUGUCUUGGGAGACCAGGAUUAAGAUCAUCAGAGGAGUGGCGAAUGGUCUCCAUUUCCUGCAUACCUUGGACACCCCAAUCAUUCACAGAGACAUUAAAGCGAGCAAUGUGUUGUUGGACUCUGAAUUCGAGGCCCACAUUGCAGACUUUGGGCUUGCAAGGAAGAUUGAGGCAUUGAAUUCCCAUGUGUCGACGCAGGUGGCCGGAACGAUGGGGUAUAUGCCGCCGGAGUACAAGGACGGGGUCACGGUGGCCACAGUGAAGGCCGAUGUCUACAGCUUUGGCAUAUUAAUGGUGGAGAUCGCCACCGGGAAGCGCCCCAGUUGGCCGAUCAAGAUUGAGGACGAGCACAACGAGCGAAAGGAGUAUGGACUAAUUGAGUGGGCUAGGAAAAGGGUGGCAGAGGAGCGGCACCUGGAGAUUCUCGACCCGUUGAUGUCCAAGGAAGGGUUGAGGGAAUCGGAAGUCGGGGAGUUCUUCAGAAUUGCGUGUUUGUGCACUAGUGAGAGGUCUCGGGAUAGGUCUUCCAUGGAAGAAGUUGUUGAAUUGUUGAAGCAAUUAACGUCGUAGCUUGCACAGGUCUUACAGAUCUCUGCUACUCGAUUGGCUCAACAAUUUUCGCCUGCAAUUGUAUCCCCGCCUCCGAUGUAAAUUCUUGAAGCGUAAAUUUGAGUUAUACUGUUCUUAAUUUUGAUUUUU
Molecule: messenger RNA, 1486 nt
Organism: Nelumbo nucifera (sacred lotus)
Lineage: Eukaryota; Viridiplantae; Streptophyta; Magnoliopsida; Proteales; Nelumbonaceae
Product: leucine-rich repeat receptor protein kinase EMS1-like
Biological process (GO): protein phosphorylation
Molecular function (GO): ATP binding; protein kinase activity
Source: RefSeq, a predicted model, not a curated record